Messenger RNA from Lolium perenne, 1766 nucleotides. RefSeq lists its product as uncharacterized. NCBI's taxonomy places the organism in Eukaryota, Viridiplantae, Streptophyta, Magnoliopsida, Poales, Poaceae. Gene Ontology annotation, biological process: regulation of DNA-templated transcription. The record is from RefSeq and is a predicted model, not a curated record. Gene Ontology annotation, molecular function: DNA-binding transcription factor activity; protein dimerization activity.
AUGCAACCAGACCAGAUUAUCUAUCUAUCCGAGCUGAGUCCGUUCUUUGGCUUUGCCUCUUUAUAAGAGCCAGCCUGCUCGCUUUCCCCUCCGGCCUGCAGCCUUUUGCUAGAGAGAGGGAGAGCACACUGCGCGCAGGGCCCUAAAAGUAGCUUCAACACUGCUGCAGGCUUCUUGUCUUAUUGCGCCAUUAGCAUCUUCCUCCUCUCUCCUUGCUCCUGCCUCGAGCGUUUAAUGCGCGAAUGCUCCUUCUGUUGCUGCAUACCAUCCUCACUAGAUAGCAUACCAUCACCAACAGCAGCACAGCUUACCUUGCGUCGCGUUAAGGGUGGCGGGCGAGAUGGAUCAUGGCUUCUGCAACGACAUGAUCUUAAGCGAGAGCACGUGGAACGGCGGCGACACUGCUGCUGCGGCAGGUGAUGUCGUUAACGGGAGCGGCAUGACGGUGCUGGAGAGGCUGGUGCUGGACGAGGCGCUCGCGGCGGCCAUCAUGGAGCUGCAGGGCAUCCAGGUGCCGUGCGGAGGCGGCAAGGCGGUGGCCGGAGGCGUCGAGCCGGCCAGCCUCGCGUACAGCUCGAUGGGCCCCGCCACGCCUGCCUACGCGGACGUUGACGGGGCUGUCGCGCAGCGACAGCAGCAUCACCAUCGCCAUCAGGGCGCGAUGGUGAUGCCUCCGGACUACGACCUCGUACCAGCAGCGCGAGCUGUCACGUUGGCUACUGUACCUGCAGCACCUUCCUUCACUGACCGUGGCGGCGUCGUCGUCGACUACGACAACAACGACGACGCAGCGGAUGCGCCGACCGCGGCCACGACGAAAAGCCAGUGGGAGGAAGGCAACGGCAGUGGUGGCAGAAGACAGCAGCGUCGGUCGAGCAGAAAGCGGAGAGCCGCCGAGCCGCCAUGCACGGCCGCGGACGUGCACGCGGCCCAGGAGAUGGAGAACCCUCUGUGUAGCCUCCUCGCGUCAGGCAACACGGGAAAUGGCGGCGGUAUCCAGAUCGCGUUCAGCACCGCCGCGCCGUCCGCCAAGCGGACGAAGCCGUCCCUGAGCAGCACCUCGUCGAGCAUCAGCUUCGAUGGCAGGAGCGGCUGCGACGACGUCCCCGGGCGGUACGAGCCGGACACGGAGGCGCUGGCCCAGGUGAAGGAGAUGAUCUACCGCGCGGCGGCGAUGCGGCCCGUGAGCCUCGGAGACGCGGAGGAGGACGCCGGCGAGCGGCCGAGCAGGCGCAACGUGCGCAUCUCCUCCGACCCGCAGACGGUGGCGGCGCGGCAGCGCCGGGAGCGAAUCAGCGAGCGGCUGCGCGUGCUGCAGAAGCUGGUCCCGGGGGGCGCCAAGAUGGACACGGCAUCCAUGCUGGACGAGGCCGCAAACUACCUCCGCUUCCUCAAGUCCCAGAUCAGGGAACUGCAAACCCUAGACCGCCGGAACUACGGGGCUAAUGCCAUGGUAAACAUGGCGCCGCUGAGCUACAACAACAUGAUGCCUGCCUUCUCCUUCCCGGCUGCAGCCGAAAACCUAGGAGGAGGAGGGGGAGAGGAGGGGUUCAUGAGCAGCCGAUUUAGAUAGAUUAAUCAAUAAUUCGAGACAUGCACGUACGCAAGUAUUUUCAUGUGCUUUGUCCAAUGUAAGAGAGACCAUAUGCAUGAAUCACAUGAUAGAUCGAUCGAUCCAUCAUCAUUAGCUACUGAUUAGGGAUGAUCGAUCGUAUGGACCGAUGGAAUUAAUCAUGAUGUCGUCGUCUUAAACCUUUUUCUUCGUC